Lecanosticta acicola is the source of this 1139-nucleotide messenger RNA. Lineage: Eukaryota; Fungi; Ascomycota; Dothideomycetes; Mycosphaerellales; Mycosphaerellaceae. The record is from the annotation of a GenBank genome assembly.
AUGGCAGACACGACUCCCCAGACAACUGCCACCAGCAAUGUCAUCACCGCUACUAACCUCCCGCCCGGCCAGCCUGGCAAGCCAUAUGUGCUCUCAACACAAGAGGGCGAGAUCAUCUACAUCCCGCUUUCCAAGUCGGCUACCAGAUUGCUCGUGACCGGGAAAGAGACCGAAGAUUCGUUCGCAGUGGUCGGAAGCAGCGGCAGCCAGGGUGACCCCAUCGGAUUCCACUACCAUCGGGAGGCUCACGAUGUAUUUCUUUGCUUGAAGGGAAACAUCAAUAUUUGGGCGAAUGAGAAGUGCCGGACGAUGGGUCCGGGAGACUUUGCCAGCGUGCCUCCGGUAUUGCCCAAUUCUUCAAAUCUCACUCGUCACCUACUGAUUACUUUUAGGGCACCAUACAUCAAUAUCAGAUUCUGGGAGACCACUCCGAGAUGGUCGGUCUUAUCGUUCCUGGCGGCUGGGAGGAGUUCUUUCGCUUCAUCGGAGAGCCGUACGAUGGACCACUCUGGCCGGUGGAUGACCAACGGAACCUGUUCGAAGUCCUGAUCCCCAAGCUGAAAGCUGCAGCAGAGCAAUUCGAUAUGGUGCCUAUGCCGCAAUACAAGCAGUUUGGGCCUCAGCCAUGGCAAGGUGACGAAAGCAGGCUACCUGGCUCUCUCGAGCCGUACUUCCUCAAGUCUGGGACUGGACCUGCCUAUGUUGCUGGAGGAACCGUCUGCAGACCUCUCAUCACCACCGCCGAAUCGAGUGGAAAGUUUGUCAUUGGCAGCAUCGAAGGCUCAUCGCAUCAUCACGACAACGGAGUCUUCGCUCAAGGCCGACGUGUGAGAUUCCAGGGCACGCACCAUGCCUUUCAGGUCGUAGAAGGUGCAAUCGAGUUCUCCAUAGGCCCAUCGCAGCCUGCCAUCUUGCACGGUGGCGAGCUCAUUUACGUACCCAGCGAAACGGAGCUGAGCAUACGCACUCGAUCACGAUAUGCCAAAAUGUACGCUUUCUCGAGUGGAAAAGGACUGGUCGAGCUCUUGAACAGGAUUGGCAAUGCGUAUGACCAGCCCAUCCCACCUGAGAAGGCGGUGGAUGUGUCGUUGGACACUUUGAAAGCUGUGCAAGGCGAGAUUGGAUUUGAAUUGUGUUGA